UUCAGCGAUGAUUCAUCAGCCUCCUAAAUACUUAAUAUUCAGCGAGCAUGUUUCGAGCAAAGUUUUUUUUGUGUUUAUCAUCGAUGGAACCUCCUCCAAAGAUUUCCAAUCGUGAAAUCCAGGAUCACAAAUAUGGGAAAGAAAUUAAACUGAGAAUGGAAAAGUCUGGAAAGAAAAAGAAUGUAGAUAAAAGUCUUGUGGACAAGGUUGUGUUGGGAGAAAGAUUGGAUUUGGCUGAUAUUAUUUGCCCGAUUUGUAUGUGUGUCCUGAUAAGUCCAGUUCAGAUGCCUUGUCAACAUGUUCUAUGCCUUCCUUGCUUUCAGGAGACAGUUACUCACUCUAACACCUGCUGUCCGAUCUGCCGAACUCGGCUAUCUACCUGGUGCCGUAAAGCUACAAAAGACAAAACGUUAAUCUCUCUCCCUCUGUGGCGAUAUAUUCAGGAAACGUACCCCGGGGAAGUUUCUGCACGACAAGGUGGAGAAGAUAAGACUGACCCUGAUGAGAUGUUUCCUUGUGUGCCAAACCAUCAGUUUGCCAUAGAGGGUGAAAUAAAAUCUGAAUUUGAAGCUGUAAUGGAGCGAGAAAGAAAAGAAAAAGAGCAGAGGGAUCAAGAGGAGGAGUUGAGGAGUAAAGAGCUUAUCUUGAGAUUGCAAGAGGAGGAAUAUGAAGAAGAACGAGUCAGAACCCGACAGGAUGAAGAAUUUGCCCGAAAACUGAUGAACACGGUAUCGCCGGGGAAAGAGAAUCUCGGCUUACAAACCCGGAGAAGGAAGGGGUCCAUUGAACAUUUUCUAAAUAUAUCCAACGAUAAAGGUUCUAAAAAUAAUAUUAUUCACCAUCAUAAUGCAACCAAAGCCAGUCAUUUCUCUUGUGAAAAUAAAAAUAGAGAAAAGGUAAUUACUACUCCCUCCAGACCCUCCUCGUCAUCCUCCAGUACUCCCUCCAGACCCUCCUCGUCAUCCUCCAGUACUCCCUCCAGACCCUCCUCGUCAUCCUCCAGUAGAACCAAGAUGUUCAGUCCAACAAACAUAGCUUUGUUUAGAAAAGAAAAUAAUAUCACCGAACCUUUUUCUAAGUGUGAAACUGCGGUUUCUGGUUCCCUCCUAGAAACUGGUAAGUCGGGUGCUCUUCAUGAAACUUGUGUGUCAGGAUCUCUCCUAGAAUCUGGUAUGUCAGGUUCCCUCCUAGAAUCUGGCGUGUCAAGUGCCUUCCAAGAAUCUGGUGGGUCCGGUUCCCUACCAGAAUCUAGUAUGUCGGGUGCUUUCCAAGAAUCUCCAAAUUCUGGUGGUUUCCUAGAAACUACAAUGUCGGGUACUUCACAAGAUUCAUCUUUUCAGAACCUGAAACUAAUUAACAUAAAAAAGAAAAACAUAUUUACAAAUGUAAAAAUGAGAUCAGCCACAUCUUCGAAUGAAUUAAUUGAUUCGGUUUCUAAUGAAGGGAAUGAAUUAUCCGAUCUACUUAUCGAGUCUCAGGGGUCACAAAGCUUACUUUGCCGAACUGUCGAGGUCAAUACAGCUUCAGAAACUAGAAAAAAAGAAAAAUCCCAGUCCAGUCUAGGAUCCCUAUAUAACUUGGAAACUUGCUGUAAUAAAAUAGGGAAUUCUUCAAUCAAGAAAUCGUUAAACUGUAACCUGCAAGUAAAUGACCAAUCUCAACCUCUCUUGGAAUCGAAACCUACAAAAUCUGACUCAUUUAACAGUGCUGAUAAAGUCCUAAUCAAGGAUAAUUUUCAAUCUGAAAAGCUUCAAUUUGGAGAAGUUACGACCGAGUUCAUGCUCAACUCGAAAUUACUUAAUGAGAGAGACAUUAACGAGAACAACGCACUUUCUAGCGCAGAUACACAAACUCUUCUAGAUGCAUUUAGUUCAGAUACUGAGUUUGAUGAGCGUUUGAUAGAAGAACAAAGAAGGAUUGAGAUGAGGUUGGAGCAAGAACGGAUUGAUUUAGAUCUUGCUCAGAAACUACAGGAUCAGAUAAACAAGGAGUCCAGAUCAGUCGAUCGGAGAAAAGGAAGUGAGGAUGAAUACAGAUUAAGAGCUGUUACUCCGUCAUCCCAGUCAACUAAAAGACGGAGGGCUAGCGGAGCUUCAAGCUCAGGAUCAAGCAGAAAAUCAUCAGAGACGGGAAAGAAAAGACGUCAAAUGUCUUUACAGGAAUCUUUCAAGAGAACCAAGUUGACCUUUACUCAAGACUCAGAAGAGUUCUAAUAGAUAUCAAUCUAAAAAUUAAGUUUAUUUACCCAAGAACUUGAUUUUACCACAAAUACUAUUACAGAAAAUUCUUGAUUUUACCUUUUUUAUCUAAUUUGUUUUUUUACCGCGAUUGUUCUGCUAUUGUUAAUUCACACAGAAAUCUUACUUAAUUUGAGCAUUGUUGGAUAAAAACCGCAUUACAAAUAUAGAGUAAAUAUUUCUCCGACUGCAACACACUGAACUGACUAAAUUUAUGGGUUCUUAACCUCAUUGGAUCAUUUAAUUAAAAAUUCCACAAAUAAGAUAGUCAUCACUAAACUAUAAAUUAUCAACAAAAUGUAAAUUAUGAGUGGACUACAAAUAUCUUCUUAAACUGAAAUGUUUUGACCUGAUCGAACCACUGUAUAUUUACUUCAUAAUGUGAUAUAUGUGUUGAGUUUUAACUUCUUUUAGUAAUAUUGUAAAGUUACAUUACAAAACUUUAAUAAAUUAAAAUAAUAGA
Messenger RNA from Eurytemora carolleeae, 2700 nucleotides. Its product is annotated as E3 ubiquitin-protein ligase rnf168-like. Gene Ontology annotation, cellular component: site of double-strand break; nucleus. The record is from RefSeq and is a predicted model, not a curated record. The transcript has 7 exons. Bases 48 to 2213 code for a protein of 721 amino acids. Lineage: Eukaryota; Metazoa; Arthropoda; Copepoda; Calanoida; Temoridae. Gene Ontology annotation, biological process: double-strand break repair. Gene Ontology annotation, molecular function: nucleosome binding; ubiquitin-protein transferase activity.